This is a messenger RNA of Bacillus rossius redtenbacheri, 3693 nucleotides long. RefSeq names its product probable oxidoreductase PXDNL. The record is from RefSeq and is a predicted model, not a curated record. Gene Ontology annotation, biological process: response to oxidative stress. NCBI's taxonomy places the organism in Eukaryota, Metazoa, Arthropoda, Insecta, Phasmatodea, Bacillidae. The coding region runs from base 91 to 3693 and encodes 1200 amino acids. The transcript is spliced from 22 exons. Gene Ontology annotation, molecular function: heme binding; peroxidase activity.
CUUGCAGCCGCCGGCACCGGUGCCACGAGAGAGAGAGAGAGAGACAGAACACGAGCGCGCGCGUCUCCUGGGAGUCAGCUGUCCCCGGCCAUGGGGCGUGUUCUGAUGAGCAGCGCCGUCGCUGCUGUGCUGCUGCUGUCUGCUCUGGGCUCCGCCCCCGUCUACAACGUCACAGAGUACGUGAGCUCCGCCGUGGCCGACGCGGACCUGAGGGGGAGGGCGGCGGUCGCCCUGGACGCGGAGCGGCGCGCCCAGGACCCGGACAACAGGUGGGGGCCGUGCCCGCCCUCCCGGCAGGGGGGUCCCUGCCCCCCCGGCAGGUACCGCACCCACGACGGCGCCUGCAACAACGUGCGGCACCCGCGCUGGGGGGCCCGCGGCGAGCCGUUCCGCCGCCUGCUGCCGCCCAGCUACGCCGACGGGACCAGCGAGCCGCGACGAGCGCCGCCCGCUGACGAGGCGUGGGCCGCGCUGUCCCCCGCCUGGCCGCCGCUGGCGAGGCACGGCUUCGUGACAGGGCUGGCGGGGGCCUGGGGCGAGCUGCUGCGGCGCGACAUGGCGCUGCCCGCGGCUCCCGAGAACCUGCAGUGUUGCCACAUUGAGCACCCGGAGUGUGCUUCUCUGAAGGAGGAAGGAGGCUGCGUCCCGUACCAGAGGUCUCUUCCCAGCACCGACAAACACUGCUCGUUUGACCAGCGGCAGCAGAUGAACACGGCCUCGGCCUUCCUAGACGGCUCGGCACUGUACGGCGGCUCCGAGGCGGACAUCUUCUCCUUGCGGACCGGCGACGGCGGGCAGGUCAACUUGGACGCCUGCGUCACAUGCCGGGAGCGGACGGGGCUGGGCGCGCUCUUCUCCGUGCUCCUGAGGGAGCACAACCGGCUGGCGCUCCAGCUGUCGGCGCUGAACCCCGGCUGGGACGACGACACGCUGUUCCGCGAGGCGCGCAAGCUGCUGGUCGCGCAGCUGCAGCUGCUCACCUACAAGGAGUUCCUGCCCACCGUCCUGGGCGACGAGGCCGUGCACAGGCUGGGGCUGGAGCCCAAGGCGCAGGGCUUCUACAACGGCUACUCCAGCUCCUACAACGCAGGGGUGUUCAACAGUGUGGCCACCGCCGCCAUGAGGCUCUUCUCCACCAUGAUACCUGACUCCCUGAGGGAGCUGGGCGCGUCCCACAACCGGAGCCACGCCGAGCUGAUAGACUCCUUGCUGCGGGAGCCCGCGAUGGAGCCCAGCCUGGGAAGUCUCCGGCCAGGCGGGGGCAGAGCGGGGCCCGUGCUGAUCCAGGCGGGGCGGGACCACGGCCUGCCCGGCUACACCGAGUGGUUCCAGCACUGCGCCGCCUCGCUGGGCCACGGCGCCGGCAACCUCACCGCCUGGAGCCUCCGGAGGGAACUGCUGCAGCGAGCCUACAGCCGCCCCGAGGAGGUGGACCUGGUGGUGGGCGCCUCUCUGGAGGGCCCGGCCCCCGGCGCUGUGCUGGGGCCGACCCUCUCCUGCCUGCUGGGGCGCCAGUUCGCGCUCGCCCGCGACGGCGACCGCUUCUGGUUCGAGAACGACAUCCCGCCGUCCUCCUUCACGCCAGCCCAGCUGCAGGAGGUGAGGAAGGUGACUGUGGCCGGCCUGCUGUGCCUCAACACCCCGGGGCUCGCCACCGUGCAGUCCCGCGCCUUCGUGCAGGAGGACCCCUUCCUGAACGUGCGCAUCCCGUGCGAGCUGCAGCCGGCGCCAGAGCUGCGCGCCUGGCGGGACGACACUGCGGCGGGCGUCUCCAACGAGAUGGUGGCAGAGGCCGUGGAGAGAGCCGGCGAGGCACUCAAGCGGCGGCGGCAGAAAGAGUACGAGCUGUGGACUGCGAAGGGAGGACUGGACCCCAAGUCCCCGGCGGGAUCGGCGGCGUCCUUCAGCAAGGCCACCAAGGAGGCUCUGGUCCUCGCCAACACCUCCAUGCUGCUGGAGUUCGCCUCCGAGGAGCUCCUUAACUCCAUAUUCAGCAAGGAGCCGACGCGCUUCCGGCGCCAGGCGUUCAAGACGACGCGGGCGGUGGUGUUCGGGGGCGACGGCGCGGUGGACGACCUGUUCGGCAACGCGCUGCAAGGGCUGGACGUGAGCGCGUUCGUGCCGCGCGAGCCGGACCUGCCCCAGUGCGACUCCCCCGAGGAGCGGCUGCCCUGCAACCCCGCCUACCCCUUCCGCACCAUCAGCGGUAACUGCAACAACCUGCGGCGCCCGCGCAUGGGCCGGGCGCUCACCACCUUCGGCCGCCUCCUGCCGCCCGCCUACGAGGACGGGGUGUCCAGACCUCGGGUGACCUCGGUAGCCGGGGGCCCGCUUCCGUCGCCCCGCCAGGUGUCCACCAUGAUCCACGUGGACAUCAGCGACCUGCACAGCCGCUACAGCAUGAUGCUGAUGCAGUUCGCGCAGUUCACGGACCACGACCUCACCUUCACGCCAGUGCACAAGGGGUUCUUCUCGUCCAUCCCGGACUGCCGCAGCUGCAGCUCGGCGCGGACCGUGCACCCGGAGUGCAUGCCCAUCCCGGUGCCCGACGGGGACCACUACUACCCGCAGUUCAACCACUCCAGCGGCGAGCGCAUGUGCUUCCCCUUCAUGCGGUCGCUGCCCGGGCAGCUGACGCUCGGUGCGAGGGAGCAGAUCAACCAGAACUCGGCGUUCCUAGACCUAUCGCAGGUGUACGGGGAGCACGCGUGCAUGGCGCGGGGUCUGCGGGCCCCCGGCGGCCGCCUCAACGUCUCCCGGGGGCUGACCCGGGGCAAGGACCUGCUGCCCCGGUCGCCCGUCCACCCGGAGUGCCGCGCUCCGUCGGGCUACUGCUUCAUCGCAGGUGACGGACGGGCCAGCGAGCAGCCGGCGCUCACGGUCAUGCACACGCUCUCCAUGCGCGAGCACAACCGGCUCGCCGAUGGGCUGCGGCUCGUCAACCCUCAGUGGGACGAGGAGCGCGUGUUCCAGCACGCGCGGCGCGUCCACACCGCGAUGCAGCAGCACGUCACCUACAACGAGUUCCUGCCGCGCCUGCUGGGCUGGGCCGCCGUCAACCGCUACGACCUGAAGCUGCGGCCUCACGGUUACUAUAACGGUUACAACCCGCAGUGCAACCCGAGCAUCGUGAACGAGUUCGCAGCAGCGGCAUACCGCAUCGGCCACAGCCUGCUGCGGCCGCACAUCCCGCGCCUGAGCGCCAGCUACCAGCCUGUGGACCCGCCUAUCCUGCUGCGCACGGGCUUCUUCAACCCCGACGCGCUGCUCCAGCCGGGCAUCGUGGACGAGGUGACGCGCGGCCUGGCCUCCACGCCCGUCGAGAACAUGGACCAGUUCAUCACGGGCGAGGUCACCAACCACCUGUUCGAGGACAAGAAGAUACCGCACUCCGGCAUUGACCUCAUCUCCCUCAACAUUCAGAGAGGAAGGGACCACGGCCUGCGGUCGUACAACGACUACCGAGCGCUGUGCAACCUGAAGAGGGCGGAGACCUUCGACGACCUGUCGCGGGAGAUGUCGGCGGAGACGAUCGCGCGGUUCAAGCGCAUCUACGCCUCCGUGGAGGACAUCGACCUGUUCCCGGGGGGCAUGAGCGAGCGGCCGGUGCAGGGGGGCCUGGUGGGCCCCACGUUCGCCUGCAUCAUCGGCACCCAGUUCCGCCAGCUGAGGAGGUGCGACCGCUUCUGGUGA